AUGCCAAAAACAAAUUUUUACAAACUAGUCGUCGAGCCAGAAGUGGAUGAUCCUUCAAAAGAGUGGUUCUUCUACAUCAAAACUCAAGACUUCAAGUCGAUACCCGGCGUCUUUUGGGAAUACUCCUGCGGAUGUUGCAUCAAAUUGCCAAGCGACUGCUCAGAUACGUUUCUUCGUGGUCCGACGGCUUGGUCCUUUGAUGUUGAGAAGAUCAACAAGAAAACUUCAUUUUGGGAAAAAGAUGAUUCGCCACCUACGAGCCAUGUUUACUGCCCAAAAGAACCCGAGUUUCUCCGCACUCUUCAAUGGCACCUGAAUAUCCUCGUUCGAAAUCCCCGACUUUUCCCACAUCGCUUGGUUCAUCUUGCAUCCACUGCUCUUGGCAGAGAGAAGCUCACAAAAGCGUUUACGACUCCAGCUCAAAUUCCUGACAACAACAAGAAUUCCUGCAGUCUGCUGCCAGAAAGUCUCCGAAAAUCACUCGUCGAAGAAAAUAUUAAGAAAACAAGUGGCGAAGCCUUGGGCGACGAAGAACUCGAAGAUCUCUUUGCUGCGCAAACGACCAAGAAGACGAAAAAGCAGAAAAAGCCGUCGAAGAAGCCAAACAAAGGAAAAACUCCAAACAACAUUCGAAAGACGAAGAAACCUGUUAGACUGUAA
Oikopleura dioica is the source of this 660-nucleotide messenger RNA. The record is from the annotation of a GenBank genome assembly. NCBI's taxonomy places the organism in Eukaryota, Metazoa, Chordata, Appendicularia, Copelata, Oikopleuridae.